Messenger RNA from Fulvia fulva, 732 nucleotides. RefSeq names its product Exosome complex component RRP40. The transcript has a single exon. Lineage: Eukaryota; Fungi; Ascomycota; Dothideomycetes; Mycosphaerellales; Mycosphaerellaceae. Gene Ontology annotation, cellular component: cytoplasmic exosome (RNase complex); nuclear exosome (RNase complex). The coding region runs from base 1 to 732 and encodes 243 amino acids. The record is from RefSeq and is a predicted model, not a curated record. Gene Ontology annotation, molecular function: RNA binding. Gene Ontology annotation, biological process: poly(A)-dependent snoRNA 3'-end processing; nuclear polyadenylation-dependent rRNA catabolic process; U4 snRNA 3'-end processing.
AUGGCCACCAUACUACUGCCUGGCGAGCAGAUCCCCACCGACCAGCUACCGCGAUCGAAGAAAGGCAUCCUCACCCUCGGCCCCGGUCUCCGCCACAUCCCACCCCAAACAAUCCUCACCACCACCUCGGGCACCCUGCAAACCGACCCCAAAAAGUCCGCUCUCUGGCUUGAACACCCCAACGGCCGCUACCUCCCCUCAGUCGGCGAUCUAAUCGUAGCCCAAGUCCACCACUCCGGCUCCGACGUGUACUUCUGCAUUCUGACACCUCACACACCUCACGCCUUGCUGGGCCAACUCUCCUUCGAAGGCGCCAACAAAAAGUCCCGUCCACAAUUGAAAGCGGGCGAUCUGGUCUACGCGAGAGUCGCUAGCGCCUCAAGAUGGGAGGACACGGAGAUUGAGUGUGUUAGUAGUGCGACGGGGAAGGCGGAGGGGAUGGGGCCAUUGAGUGGAGGGAUGUGUUUUUGGAUCAGCACUGGUUUUGCGAGGAGGUUGAUGAUGGGGACAGAUAAGGAGGGAAAGAGUAAGGGAGGUGUUGUCGUGCUCGAAGAGGUGGGCGAGAAGGUGAAGUUUGAGGUUGCGGUGGGUAGGAAUGGGAGGGUCUGGGUUGACAGUGGGAGUGUUAGGGAAACGGUCAUGAUUGGAAGACUGUUGAAGGAGGUGGAUGAGAAGGGGCUGGAUGUAGAGACCCAGAAGAAGCUGGUGAAGAGAGCCUUGAAGGACGUUUGA